AAUCCUCCUGCUUCUUCUGCUUCUCUCUCUAUCUCUAUAGAUUUGUGGGGGCUUGCCAUUACUGUGUUGAGACCAAGCAUGGGGAGAUCAAUGCUGGUGGUGUUGAUGUUGGGUGCUUGUGUGAUGUUGCCUUGUCUUGUCAGCGCAAGCAACUCAGGAAGAAGGUCCUUCUAUAUCCAAGGCAGCGUGUACUGCGACACUUGCCGUUUUGGCUUUGAGACCCCCGCUUCCACCCACAUUGAAGGCGCUGCAGUGAGGGUCGAAUGCAAGGACAGCACCGGCACGCAGCUCGACUACAGCAUCGACACGGUGACCGACUCCAAUGGAAAAUGGGAGGUCACCGUCGAGGACGACCACGAUGACCAGUUAUGCAGCGCCGUUCUGGUGAGCAGCCCCAAGGCCGGUUGCCAGACGGUAGACCCAGGACGUAGCAAGGCCACGCUGAUCCUCACCCGCAGCAACGGAGCCAUCUCCAGCAGGCACUACGCCAAUUCCAUGGGAUGCCUGACCGACCAGCCACUCGCGGAGUGUGCCAACUUGCGUACUUACUAUCAGCUCGAUUCCGAUGUGUAGAUCGUGUCGGCGACUUUUCCGUUUUUCUCCUAAGUUUGCAUAGUUAGGCAGGGAGGGAAAAGGAAGCAGAAUAAUCUUCUUGUUUGUUCUCUUUCUCUGUUCAAGGUCAUCUCGUUGUAACCGUAAUAACAUGAAUCUUAAAUUUGCGACUGUUUGGAAUCCACAUAUUUCUUUUAACGAGCAUUUAUA
Messenger RNA from Eucalyptus grandis, 762 nucleotides. RefSeq names its product protein DOWNSTREAM OF FLC. The record is from RefSeq and is a predicted model, not a curated record. The transcript has 2 exons. Bases 79 to 573 code for a protein of 164 amino acids. NCBI's taxonomy places the organism in Eukaryota, Viridiplantae, Streptophyta, Magnoliopsida, Myrtales, Myrtaceae.